Messenger RNA from Lottia gigantea (owl limpet), 2228 nucleotides. RefSeq lists its product as hypothetical. The record is from RefSeq and is a predicted model, not a curated record. Gene Ontology annotation, cellular component: actin cytoskeleton; Arp2/3 protein complex. Gene Ontology annotation, biological process: actin filament polymerization; Arp2/3 complex-mediated actin nucleation. The transcript has 10 exons. Gene Ontology annotation, molecular function: structural constituent of cytoskeleton; actin filament binding. The coding region runs from base 66 to 968 and encodes 300 amino acids. NCBI's taxonomy places the organism in Eukaryota, Metazoa, Mollusca, Gastropoda, Lottiidae.
UUUUGUAAUCGAGAACUUCCUGUUUGUGAUUCACUGUAGCAAGAAAACAGUUUUUCCUCAUAAAAAUGAUCCUGUUAGAAUUCCACAAUCGAAUUGUUCAAGAAACUUUGAUCAGCAAAUUUAAAAAUGCACAGGAAGGGUCCAAACCAGACACUGUAGAUGUCACAUGUGCAGAUUUUGACGGUGUUUUAUAUCAUAUCUCUAAUCCUGAUGGAGAUAAAAACAAACUUCUUGUUAGUAUCUCUCUGAAGUUCUAUACUGAUCUCCAGGCUCAUGGUGCUGAUACUUUGAUAAAAAGAGAAUAUUGUGACUAUUUGACUUCACCUGAAGCAGGUUACAAUGUUUCACUAUUGUACAACUUAGAAAGCGUUCCUCAAGAUUACGAAGAAGUAGCCAAGAAAGCUGCACUGUUAAAAAGAAACUGUUUUGCUUCUGUAUUUGAGAAAUAUUUUGAUUAUCAACAAAAGGGAACAGAAGGAAGAGAGAGAGCUGUCAUCCAUUAUAGAGAUGAUGAAACUAUGUAUGUAGAAGCUAAGAAAGAUCGUGUAACUGUUAUAUUUAGUACUAUAUUUAAAGAUAAUGAUGAUGUAGUCAUUGGUAAAGUUUUUAUGCAGGAGUUUAAAGAAGGUAGAAGAAAAUAUCAACAGGCUCCUCAAGUAUUGUUCAGUCAUCGUGAACCUCCACAGGAAUUACAGGAUACUGAUGCUAGAACUGGUGAUAAUAUAUGUUAUAUUACUUUUGUAUUGUUCCCUCGUCAUACAUCGCCUGCAGCUCGUGAUAAUACCAUCAAUUUAAUACAUACAUUACGUGAUUAUCUUCAUUAUCAUAUCAAGUGUUCCAAGGCAUACAUUCAUCAAAGAAUGAGAGCCAAAACAUCAGACUUCCUGAAAGUUCUAAAUAGAGCCAGACCAGAAAAUAAAGAGAAGGAGAAGAAGACUAUAACUGGACGUACCUUCAACAGAAAUUAGUUUAUAUAUUUUAUGUUAUUGGAUGGUACAUUUUUUAUGUCAGAGUUUUUUUCAGCUGAAAGGGAGACAGUUGUUUAAAUAUUUGAUAAAUCAGGGUUUUGAUUGAACUUUUCAUGUCACUGUCUAGAAGUAAAAAACAGUUGGUUUGAAGUUAAGAAAAGCUUAUCAGAGAAGUGCUAGUAACCCAAGCACCCAAACAUUAACAAUUCUCACAGACUGCUUCUUGUUACCAAUUACAACGACAGACUUAAUGAAGCUUAUCUCAAAAGUAAUAGAAGUCUAAACACCAAUGACAGAAUGGAUUUCUGAAUUCUGCUCUGAAAAGUAUUAGAUAUGAAAAGCUUAUCACAAAAGCUAAACAUCAAUACUGUUUUAAUUCUCAAAUGAGUUAGUUACUGAUGACUGAUUUCUACUUUGAAAAGUAUAAGGUAUAUCUGAAAUAAGCAAAUAUUUGAACAAUUCUUUCCCUUUUUGGCUUAAGACAGAAGAACAAACAUAAAACUUACUGUUCAUUUGAACAAAUUAAACAACAAAACUCCAGUCAAAAAGGAUUUUUUCUUAUUUUAAGGGUUUUCUUUGAAUUUAUUUUUUAAGUCGACGUAUCAUGAAAAACCAAUGAAGAUUUCUGCUAGAUAUUGAGUUUCAGAAUUUGAAUAUUAGAAGCUUCAACAGAACUGUAUUUUUGUAUAAAUAAGCUUAAUUCUUUUGAUAAUGUGUCACAAAACUGCAUCUAUGUAUAUAUUGAAUUUUUUUUCUAUUAUCUUGCUUGCGAAAGGACAAAUUCGCAAGAUGGCAUUGGAAUACUUCAGAAGUGUCAGGAUGCCCUUUCAAGGCUUGACCCAACAGUGGCGAAGCCAGGUGUAUGUCCCAAUGGGGUUGGGGCGGGGAGGCGAAAUGCCCGAAUUUCUAACCUAGUUAUGAGAUUUUUGCCCGAAAAACAGGCCUUCGGGGCAGUUGACCCCUCUGUCCCGCCUCCCCUCCCGCCUCCCCUCCUUGGCUCCGCCACUGGCACUCAAAACAAAUACCUCACAUAGACGUAGAAAAAGAGAGAGAGAGAGGGGUGCUACCGUUUAAGAAGUCCAGGCUUAAAAGAUAAGAUUUGAGGGUGUCAUCUACGCAUUCCAACUCACCCCCUCCCUCCUGAUAUAACUAGAAGAUAUAUUUAAUGACAUAUAAAUUGACUUAAAUUCUUCUAUUAUUUAAUCAUUGCUGUCUUACCAUCUAUUUCAUUAUAUAAAAUACUUAUAAAUAGUUAUAUAU